This is a messenger RNA of Caenorhabditis bovis, 1125 nucleotides long. The record is from the annotation of a GenBank genome assembly. Lineage: Eukaryota; Metazoa; Nematoda; Chromadorea; Rhabditida; Rhabditidae.
AUGCCCUUCCACAGAGACAUUGAUAAUGGUCUCACGACGGGCUCGAGCAUCGAAAUUCUCGCAAAAGUCUAUCAGGAUCAAAAAAAUCCCACAAUUGCGCUGAAAUCGCUGAAUAAUGAUGGCGCGUUGGUGAUAACGAUUGUGAUGGUCCCAACGCCAAAAAUCAGAAUCGAAUGCGUUCUCAGCGGCAAAUCGUCGACGCCGAUCGAGAAGGCGGCGAUUCGCGUCGGCUAUCAAAGCGACUUCAAGCUCACCAUUGUGACCCUUCAAUACGCGUUUCGGAUCGAUUUGAACGGCGAGCACUUCGCCGACUUCGUCCACCGCAUCCAUCCGUCGCAAAUUCGCAAGAUCUCCAUCGAGGGGCCGAUGAUCUGCCAAGAGGUCGUCAUAAAUCCGGCGAAAAAUCUGCCGUCGUACGAGCAAGCCACGUCGCCUCCAACAAAUCUGAUGGCCAAUGUGAAGUUGGAGGAGGAGAAGCGCGAAGCGCCGUCGCCCGACGACGACGAUCCGCUUCCGCCACCGCCGCCGCCGCCGGGACCAUCGUUCAACUUCACCGGCGGCCUACAGGGCUUCUCCAAUCAUCCGGUACCGUUGCCGGGGCUCAUCGGCAACGAGACGAACGCCUCGCAACAGAAUCCGGUCGGCCGUUUGGAUGGUCCGGCACCGCCGGCGCCGCCGGCGCAAUUCAGUCCGUACUCGCCAGCCGGCGCUCAAUACGUGCCAACACCGACGAAAGACAGCGUGCCGUGCCAACAGGGUGUGACUGUGCCGGUCGCCAGGCCCGUCGUUCAGCCAACCGUACCCGUCGGCCAGCAACCUGGCUAUCGGCCGUAUGCCAAUCAGCAAGCUCCGCCCACUGGCGCUCAGUACCCCCCGCAAACGCCCGGCCUACCGUACACCGUGACAUUCCCGCCGUCGACGCCUGUUGGUAAUCCCACCACCAUGAUGGUGAACCCUUAUGCGCCACCACCACCACCGCCACCGCCACCAACUGUUGGCGUUGCGCCAUUGGUGCAAUAUCCGGUGUACCAGAUUGGCGCAGGAUGCUAUCCGAUGGUGUACUAUGAAGUCGAUUAUUGCUAUCCGCAUCAUCAUAGGCAUCAUCAUCAUCAUCAUCAUCAUUAG